AUGAUUGCAAAAGCGAUAGAUAUGCUCCGAUCGGCAGGAUACGAGUAUGAUAAUGACGACGCUCUCUGGACGUUGGCCAACAUCCACUUUCAUGGUCAAUAUAAGGCAAAGCGCGAUCUGGCACAGGCAUUCGACAUGUACGCCACUUUAGCGGAUAGAUCUGGAAAUGCGUCGGCUCAACAGAUGCUCGGAUUCAUGUACUCGACUGGACUUGGAAAUGUGGUGCAGAGAGACGAAGCAAAGGCCGUUCUUUAUACCACAUUUGCUGCCUGGGGCAACAACACGGCUGCAGAGCUGACUCUCGGAUACAAAUAUAUGCUGGGAAUCGGAACCAAGAAAAGUUGCCAGGAUUCAGUGAUGUAUUACAAACGGGCAGCGGACAAAGCCCAUGAAAUGUAUCUCAACGGGCCACCUCUGGGACGCACCAUGCCACCAAUCAAGGUUCGAUUAACAGACGCAGAGGGCGGGACAUAUGGGGCUGGUGCCAGCGGACCAGGAACCCCAUCACCAAAUGCACUCGCUAGCGACAUCAAAGAUUUUAUGGAAUUCCAUCGGUAUAUUGCCGAUCGUGACAGUCCUCAGGCCAGAGCUGCGCGGUUCAAGCUUGGUUUCCUGUAUUACACGGGCAAUGCGGGAUCUACGACAACUAUUCCACGGGAUUAUCAAAAGGCUGGAAAUUACCUUCGGCAGGUGGCAGAUGCUUUCUUCAAUGCAAAGACGAGCACAAAGGAGGCGAUUUUGGAAGCCAGGGAGCAGAGACCCCUCGAGGCUGAGGAUGCAGGCAUCACGGCAGCAUUGUUGGGAAAGAUGUAUUGGCGUGGCGAAGGCUACGAAGUUGACGAAGAGCAGGCGCUCAAGUGGUUCCAGAAGGGCGCACUCUUGGAUAAUCCUGUGGCACUUAAUGCGUUGGGUACCAUGUACAUCAGAGGUGCUGCGGGACUCCCAGUAGACCAUACUAGAGCGUUCGAGUAUUUCAAGAAAGCGGCGGACCAUAAGUAUCCAGAUGCCCAAGUCAAUAUGGGCUUGUUUUAUCUCAAUGAUCCGAAACUCCACACUCGCGCGCUGCAGUUCUUCAAUGAUGCUGCUCAGAAGCAGAACUUUCAAGCAGUUUAUCGUCUCGGGGAGAUGUACUUUUAUGGUCUUGGAGUACCCAAAAAGUGCGACAAGGCAGCAAGAGUGAGUUGUUAA
Molecule: messenger RNA, 1188 nt
Organism: Gamsiella multidivaricata
Lineage: Eukaryota; Fungi; Mortierellomycota; Mortierellomycetes; Mortierellales; Mortierellaceae
Exons: 6
Coding region: 1-1188 (395 amino acids)
Biological process (GO): ERAD pathway
Cellular component (GO): endoplasmic reticulum membrane
Molecular function (GO): protein binding
Source: RefSeq, a predicted model, not a curated record